Mercurialis annua (annual mercury) is the source of this 597-nucleotide messenger RNA. RefSeq lists its product as uncharacterized. The coding region runs from base 1 to 597 and encodes 198 amino acids. Gene Ontology annotation, molecular function: nucleic acid binding. The transcript has a single exon. Lineage: Eukaryota; Viridiplantae; Streptophyta; Magnoliopsida; Malpighiales; Euphorbiaceae. The record is from RefSeq and is a predicted model, not a curated record. Gene Ontology annotation, biological process: DNA integration.
AUGUUCACAGGAGGUGAUAUGUUGGAAUGGGCUUCUCAGAUGAAGAUCAAGAUGCUGCACUCAACCCCAUACUAUGCACAAGCCAACGAGCAGGCCGAGGCAACUAACAAAGCUAUCAAACUUAUCGUCCAGAAAAUGAUCGAGGAAAACCCAAGACAAUGGCACGUAUUGCUGUCAGAAGCAGUUUGGGCGAAUAGGACUAGCCAAAAAUCGGCCACAGGAACUUCGCCGUUCAGGAUGGUGUAUGGGUAUCAUGCGAUGUUGCCAAUGGAGCUUACCAUAAUGUCUACUCGCCGUUUGCAUCAGAACAAAUUAUCCAAGGAUGAUUACUUCGAUAAAAUGGUGAUAGAAUCCCUAGAUCUCGACGAAGAAAGAAUGAUAGCAUUAGACCACCUCGAGGCGCAGAAGAGAAGGGUUGAACGAGCAUACAACAAGCGGGUGAAACCAAAAUCAUUUGCUAUAGGCAAUCUGGUGUGGAAGGCAAUCCUGCCUAUUGGCCAUAAAGAUAGGCGAUUUGGUAAAUGGUCCGAACUGGGAAGGUCCUUUCGUCAUAACUACCAAGUUGACAGGUGGCGCUUAUGUCCUGGCGAAUAUUGA